CCCUUCUCCAAUUCUCAUUUCCCAAAAUGCAGUAAUUCAAACGAAUUUCUUCAUCUACUAUAGUAUCUCUGCCUCUCUCCUUCGCCGCCUCCACUCCGCCAAAAUCGCCGGCCGCCUCUCGGCAAUUCACUAUCCUCUCCUCCCGCCGGUGACCGUGAGUCAACGAGCCAACCCCGUAACUCCGAGCCUACGUCCUACGCUGACCAGUUUGAACCUGAGCUGGGCUUCGCUGGUCAUUCUGUGAGUUGUUCUUUCGGAAGGUAGAGACCGAAGGUAAUGUCUUCUAAGGGGAAUGAAGAACCGCAUCAAAACUCAGCAGAAAACAAUCAAGCUGGAAACCAUGCAACUACCGGGUGGAUGGGAAUGAUGCAACAACAAUACCGCCGUAUAAAAGAGAAUGCAGAAACCUAUCCAUAUGUAUGGGGAUCUUACAUUGUUGUAUAUGGUGGAUUUGGGCUUUGGUUUGCUUACAGAUUUAGAAAGCUCCGAAGAACUGAAGACAGAGUCCGGGUUCUUCAAGAGAGACUCCGCAAACUGGUUGAAACUGAGGAAUCUGCUGGCGCAAACGUUGCUGAAAAAGCACCCCCCACUCUGGAUAAACCCAAAAAUUAAUUUUUCUCCACAUUGAGGUUGAGGUUAACGCUGUGGAAGGAUCUUACUCCUAUAUCUUGAUCGCUUGGACAAUAUUUUGAGUAAAGCUGCGGAAAUUCUACUCCAGAUUUUGCUGUACUAACACGGAGAAGUUGACACUUGAUGUUAGUUUAUGUAAAAAUGAGAUAGCAAUAAUCAUUUUCAGAUUUUCAAUCUGUAAGAUGAUAUUUAGCAAACCGAAACUCCCAAAUCUUGCUCAUUGCAGUGUAUACGGCAUAUAAUUCAGUUCAGCCAUGCAAGUGUGACAUCAAAAGUAACCACAAACCUGUGCAUCCAGGUGAUGUUUUGCGUAUCUGGAAGAAUUCGGAAUUAUCUCACUCCCCUUUUUCUUGAAUCUUUUUUGAAUGAUUGGUAAACACAUGAACCGUUACCGAACUGGAACAAGUUCAAGCUAGAAUUUCAGCAAAGGUAAUCUCCGGCUUCAUUGCUCAAUGUUGGUCUUUUAAAGUUGACAGUGGCAAAAAAAAAAAAAGGACCAUUUUUUAAAUUGUGGAUUAUAGAACUACAUUUUCAUUCAUCAGCAUGAAAUUCAAAUUAGCUUGUGUUCUUUUCCCCACUGAAAAGGGUUAUUUUCUCAUAAGGUACAGGUAUCAAACCAGUGUGGAUGACAAAAUUAAAGGACUGGUUGAAUCAAAAUUAAAUUCUACAGUAAAGGGUGAAAUUCAGGGGCAAAAACAGCAUUAGUUAUUCUCUCCCAUUUAUUUCAUGUUUAUUAAGUGUUUAUGACUAUAAAGAUUUACACUCGGUCUAUCUUUCUUGCAAGGUGCUAUUUGAAAUAUAAUUGAAUUUUCUCCCAUUUUUUCAUGUUUAUUAAGUAAUGUUUUCAUGUUUAUUUUCUGCUUUAUUAUAUGGACAAUUCUUAUUUUAACCUGCACCCCCAUUAUUUUCUGUAUCAGUUUGACCACUAACUUCUGAAAAAUCCAUAGCUGGCUACC
Messenger RNA from Oldenlandia corymbosa var. corymbosa, 1586 nucleotides. The record is from the annotation of a GenBank genome assembly. NCBI's taxonomy places the organism in Eukaryota, Viridiplantae, Streptophyta, Magnoliopsida, Gentianales, Rubiaceae.